AUGAAAACAUCUUCUGGCGUCGAGGGAAUUGCACGUAUAGAGAUUCAAAAAAGAAUCGACCUGAUCCAAAUCAUAAUCUAUAUGGGAUUUCCAAAAAUCUUAAUUGAAAGUCGACCCCGAGGAAUCGAAGAAUUACAGAUGAAUUUACAAAAAGAAUUUCAUUCUGUAAAUAGAAAACUUAACAUUGCUAUCACACGAAUUGAAAAGCCUUAUGGAAACCCUAAUAUUCUUGCAGAAUUUAUAGCGGGCCAAUUAAAAAAUAGAGUUUCUUUUCGCAAAGCAAUGAAAAAGGCUAUAGAAUUAACUGAACAAGCAGAUACAAAAGGAAUUCAAGUGCAAAUUGCAGGACGUAUCGACGGAAAAGAAAUUGCGCGUGUUGAAUGGAUCAGAGAGGGGAGGGUUCCACUACAAACCAUUCGAGCUAAAAUUGAUUAUUGUUCCUAUACAGUUCGAACGAUCUAUGGGGUAUUAGGCAUCAAAAUUUGGAUAUUUAUAGACGGGGAAUAA
Molecule: messenger RNA, 507 nt
Organism: Lactuca saligna
Lineage: Eukaryota; Viridiplantae; Streptophyta; Magnoliopsida; Asterales; Asteraceae
Source: the annotation of a GenBank genome assembly